Molecule: messenger RNA, 1557 nt
Organism: Pieris macdunnoughi
Lineage: Eukaryota; Metazoa; Arthropoda; Insecta; Lepidoptera; Pieridae
Source: the annotation of a GenBank genome assembly
AUGAUAAAGUUGUCCGAUGAUGACGAAAGUGAUGAUGAGGGGCUGACUAAGAAGUUGCUGCGGAGACAGAGUCCUGGACCAAACUCUCCUGCUUCACAUAGGGAACCUCGGUCCUGUGUGCUCAAGGCAAGCCAAAAACGCCGGCCCCUAUCCCGUCUUUUAGAACAACUGCUCCGUAAUCUUGAAAAACGAGACCCAAAUCAGUUUUUUGCUUGGCCAGUGAAUGACAACUUCGCACCUGGCUAUUCCAACGUAAUAAGAAGACCUAUGGACUUUUCCACAAUGAAACAGAAGAUUGAUGACAAUGAAUAUCGAUCACUUAAUUGUUUUAUUAGUGAUUUUAAACUUAUGUGCAAUAACGCAAUGAAAUACAACAAGACUGGUACAAUAUAUCACAAGGCAGCUCGGCGGUUAUUACACGCUGGUCUGAAGCAGCUCACACCACAAAAGCUAAGACCUCUUGGAGACAUACUUACCUAUAUGUAUGAGAUACCUAUUAAGGAGCUUGGAUUUGAUAUUGGAAAAAUGGAUGUGCAUAAAGUGCUUAAGCGGAGCAGUCCAAUAAAGAGUGGUGGGUCUGAGUGUGACGCGGUCUCUGAUGGGCAAGAGAGGCAGGAUUCAGGAGACAGUGUGAAGAUACAGAUGGAGGCCGCUAGGGAGCAGCACAGGCGACGGUUGGCUAAGAAAGCGUUCCCCCGUAUGGAUGCGGAUGGCAAAACAACUCUAUGCCUCGUGACACACCCUGUGGAUAAUACCGAAGAUAAACCGGUCACACUUGGCCAAUAUAUUGGGAAGUUAAAUCAGGGAACUGGAUCAUUGCAUAGCACUCGGGAAGAUCGUCGUAACUUGGCGAAGUGCGUGAAGCCCCUCAACUACGGUCCGUUCAGUUCGUAUGCGCCUUCGUAUGACGGAACAUUUUCAACGCUCACUAAGGACGAAACCCAUCUCAUAUACCAUACUUUGCCGGCAGAAACGGGCCAAGGCAACGAAGAGAUGCUUCGCUUCGCCCCCGAAUCUCCCUGGUCCCUUAUCUAUGAUAUGGAAGCCCUCUUCCCGGCCAAGAAGCCCCAACCCGAACCAGCUGUUAGUAAAGAUGAUAAUGAUAAUUCAAAAGUAAAAAUAGAUUUAGAGGAGUUACGUACACUAUCGGAUGUGGGCGUGGACACGGAAUUCCUUUCGGAGAUCGAAGACGAGGUGGCGGCUGCUCAGCACGAUUAUGGCAUCACGUCAGCUCUGAGGCAUACGGCUGAUCUGAUCACCAAGCUCGAGAAGGAACAGAAGGAUCGUCUAUCAGCUCCUCCGCCCUGGCACCUGUCCCUCUGCCCGAAGCCCGGAGGCUCCGAGCGUGAGUUGGCUCGUCUCACGGCAUCCUGCCUUCGAGCCAUGAUCCGCCGAGUGCCACCCGCUCGGUUAGCGCCAGUUUCACAAGUGCGGAAGGCCAUGGGGGUCACCUUGGAUCAUCUGGACACCCCGAUGGCGGUUGAUGACUUCGAAUUAGAACUUCAGGAACAUCGAGACACCUCAGAUCCUGAUUCACGGUCGAGCCAUGAUAAAUAG